UAUAUGGGGAUAGCAAUGGUUAUCUGAGUACGUAAAUAGGAAGGCCAUUUUCCAUUCUCCAUUUACUUGAAAGUCGAAAACAAAAGCAGAAGAGUUGUGAAGUAGAGAGAAAGAGAGAGAAAUGGGAAAGAAGGCGUUGCUGAUCGGUUGCAAUUACCCUGGAACCACAGUAGAGCUCCAAGGUUGCGUCAACGACGUCAACCAGAUUAGAAAAUGCCUUGUUGCUCGCUUUGGUUUCUCUGAUGAUGACAUCACCGUUCUCACCGACACUGACGAUUCCUACACUAAACCAACCGGAAUAAACAUAUACAAUGCAUUUACUCGCCUUGUCGCAUCAGCCGAACCCGGCGACGUCCUCUUCAUCCACUACAGUGGUCACGGCACUCGCUUUCCACUCGGAACUGGUGAAGAUGAUGAAACUGGCUAUGACGAGUGCUUGGUGCCUUGCGACAUGAACUUCAUAUUUGAUGACGACUUAAGGGAGAUUAUAGACCAAGUUCCAGAAGGUUGCCGCAUCACAAUCGUAACGGAUUCAUGCCACAGCGGUGGUCUGAUAGAUGGAGCUAAAGAACAGAUAGGCGACAGCGCAAAGCAUCAUCAUGGCUAUAGCUAUGGCUAUGUCGAUGGUGGACCCAGCGUUCAGCACUCUAUGGAAGUUGCAUUCAAGUCUCGCGGAAUCCAGUUCCCAUCUGAGUUCCGCCACUAUAAUCAUUGGCGAGAACAAGAGGAAGAGAAAAAUGAGAAAGAGAUUAAUGGAUAUUGGAGGCAUGGCCAUGUGAAGAACAGAGCUUUGCCACUCCCUAGUCUCAUAGCGAUACUGAAUGAGAAAAAGGGAAAAGACAAGAAUGAGGUUGAUGUUGGAAAUCUGAGGUCGACCCUGUUCAAAACCUUUGGAGACGAAGUCAGUCCUAAGGUGAAGAAGUUCAUGAACGAGGACAAGAACAAAAACAAAGCCCAGCUCAACGCCAACGUUGAAGGAGAAAAUGGAGGCAGCAAAGGAUACUCGUCCCAGGGUUUGGUGGGAAGCAAAGCUCAAGAGUUUCUAAAACUGCAACGGAAGCUUGAGAGGGCUGAGUAUACAAAAAAAGUUGCAUUAACAGCACAAGCCGUGGCCGAUAUUGGCAACCAAAAGGCUUACAAUAACGGAGCAAUAUCAUCAUCAAAGCGUGGACUUCCUAAAGGUGGGAUUCUGAUUAGUGGUUGCCAAACAGACCAAAUUUCUGGGGAUGUAAUUCCAUCAGGAAAAGAUGCUGCUCCUCAUGGAGCUUUUAGCCAUGCAAUCCUCACCAUUAUUGCUGACUCAGAUGGUCAUGAUAUUACCAACAGGGAACUUGUUUUGAAGGCUAGGAAAUUGCUCAAGACCGAUGGUUUCGCUCAGCAACCUGGCCUCUAUUGCAAUGAUGAUGAUGUCGAUGCUCCUUUUCUCUCUGCUGCCCAUCUCUGAUACUACUUUUUGUCUAUUUUGUAUGUUUCUUUU
Ziziphus jujuba (common jujube) is the source of this 1477-nucleotide messenger RNA. Its product is annotated as metacaspase-5. Gene Ontology annotation, biological process: proteolysis. Gene Ontology annotation, molecular function: cysteine-type endopeptidase activity. The record is from RefSeq and is a predicted model, not a curated record. The coding region runs from base 122 to 1444 and encodes 440 amino acids. NCBI's taxonomy places the organism in Eukaryota, Viridiplantae, Streptophyta, Magnoliopsida, Rosales, Rhamnaceae. The transcript has 2 exons.